AUGAAGAAUGUGCUGGUAGCCCUGGAAAAACUCAGAGAGCAGCACUCUGAGUAUUCUGAUGUGACCAUUGAUGAACAGGCCACGUUCCAAAAUCUCCUCCACGACUCAGACAACGAGUGCACGGAUGAUGCGCAGUGGGGAGAAGACGGCAUGCUCGACGAGGAGCUGCUGGAGGCGGCUGAUAGCUACACUGAGCCAGUCUUGGCCGAUUUUGUGUCAGCCGCAGGAACGAGUCGGCCAGAAGACGACCAAACACGCAAUACUGACAUGCCAUCACCAAGCACUGAGCUGGAAAACCGGUCCAAUGAUGUCACGACAGAAACCCUCUUGGAGGAGUCUGCUGAUGACAUAGACUCUCAGCACGACAGCAUGGAUGCUGCCCAGUGGGGAGAAGACAUCUUGGACCAAGAGCUGCUACAAGUGUCUGACAGCUACCAGACCAAUUUAGCUGCAGACAUACCCACCGAACAGCAGGAGGAGCUAAGACCUGGACUUGCUCUGGACACCUGCAUGCAGCCACCAGACAUUGCGCAGGAAAUACUUUCCUAUGGAGAUGGCAUUUUCAGCGUUGCCCCCGCCCAAGGCAACAAACCUGUGGGAUUUUUUGCAAUCCCCAAACUGGAAGCCAUGGCGUUCCCUGUGCAGUUUCCCACGGGAGAGAACACGCUGGAUGAAGACCGUCCCAUCAAACUUUCACCCAGCAGAUACUUUAACGCCAGGCUUUUCGGGGCAGACACGCGGUUUGCCGAGGACCAGACUUACCUUUUCUUUGCGCAGUUUGUAACGGAGACGAACCUCGCGAGAGGAAGUAUGUCGAUACAAAUGCGCAAAGGAAAGAUGCGCACAAAAGACGGGCGUGCCAUCAAAAACUCCAUGCUCCAGGACAAAGAGGAGGUGGAGAGAUUAAUUCAGGCCAAAGAGGCCAUGCGAUUUAUGCAGCCUCUGAGAGGCACACCCGCAUAUUGGAAUAAAAGCCUGAGAGAUUUGCAUGCUAUGCUCAGGCAACUCGGCAAACCGACGUUCUUUUUGACUUUUUCGGCAGCUGAGAUGAGAUGGCCUGAAAUAAUUGGGGUCAUCAAAUCUCAGCAAGGACAAACACUUGGUGACUUUUCCGAACUGGACUGGAAAGCCAAGUGUGACAUUUUGCGCAGUAACCCUGUCACCGUUAUGCGCAUGUUUGAAAAACGUGUGGAUGCCCUUAUGGCAAAGUUGAUCCUCUCACCAGCGCGGCCCAUCGGCGAGGUGGAGGAUUAUUUUUACCGCGUGGAAUUUCAGGCCCGCGGAAGCCCACACAUUCACAUGCUAGUGUGGGUCAAAGACGCCCCUGUGUACGGCGAGGACUUGGACCACACCGUAUGCAGGUUCAUUGACCGCCACAUUUCCUGCCAGAUGCCUGACCCCGAGAAGGACCCGGAGCUCCACAAAAUCGUCUCGGAGGUUCAGGUACACAGCAGGAGCCACACCGGCUCUUGCCGAAAGGGAAACGUGGUGUGUCGUUAUGGCUUCCCCAAGCUGCCGUUUGAUAUCACCUGGAUCACGGAGCCCUUUGCUGCCGAUGUGGAAAUGGAAGAUGGUCAAGACCAGGAAGAGGUGAUGAAGGAACGGAGGGAGCAGAUCCGUCGGCAGCAAAGGGACGCAAAGGAAAAGCUUCGGCACCUGAGAGAGCUCCUCAUGGAUCCGAAGGCCUCCUUUGAGAGCUUGUCAGAUCUCCUCCGUCGAUGCGACUUGGAACACGACGCCUAUCUGAAGUGCGCCGAAAAUCUGACAAGCGGGAGCGUGGUCAUGCUGAAGCGGCAGCCGAAGGAGUGUUGGGUUAACGCGUAUAACCCAGACCUUCUCCGCGCUUGGAACGCAAACAUGGACAUCCAGUACGUCCUGGACGAGUACUGCUGUGCCAUGUACAUGAUGUCGUACAUCACCAAGCCGGAGCACGAGAUGACCGAGUUCCUGAACUCGGUCGUGAAGACCAGCAGAGAGUCUGCCUUCAACCAAUGUGAGGAAAUGAGAAAGAUCAUGCAGGCCUAUGCGAAGCACCGAGAGGUCAGCGCCCAGGAGGCAGUGGCUCGCACAUGCAGCUUGCCCCUGAAAAAGUGCUCGCGGUCUGUGAUUUUCCUCUCGACGGACGAGGAAGCCAUGAAGAUGAGUCUUCCUAUGAGUCGCCUGAAGGACAUGGCACCUGAGUCUGAAGAGGUCUGGAUGUUGGGGGUACCUGAGAAGUACCUGUUCAGACCAAAGACUCCUGAGUUUCAGGGCAUGUGCCUGGCCGAAUUUGCAUCAGACUAUCGGGUAGUCUACGGCGAACAAGCACAGGGCCCCAGUGCCAUUGCCCUUUUGUGUGACAAAGGACAUAUUGCCAAGAGGACAGCCGGAAAACCAGCAGUCAUUCGAUAUGCGCGCUUCUCUGAGACCAAGGCGCCAGAAAAACAUUUCAGACGACUGCUAAAGCUGUACCUCCCCCACCGAUCUGACGACGAACUCAACGACGGGGGUCGCACCUCGUACGAAGAGUUCUACAAAUCCCGACACGACGUCAAGGACAUCGUGGAGCACAACAGGAAGCGAUUCGAGGGACGAGGCGCAGGCAUGGAUAAGGCACUCCAGAACGUCCAGUUCGGUCCGGUCCUCAACGCUUGGAACACGUUCGCACCCGAGGUUGAGGCGGAACGGCAGGAGUGUCUUGAGCUCCGUGAAAAGAUCCCAGAGGAGCAGGACGAAGACGCCGUGCCCGACUUUGAAGACCUGAAUGUCGGUGAACCCGUUCCCCGAAUCGAGGCGCCUCGGUUAAGUCCAGACUUUGUCCGCAAGAUGUUUCAGAGUCUGAACGAGACCCAGGCGUGCGUCUUCUACGCUGUGCGCCAGUGGUGCCUUCGGCGUGUGUGGGGCCAAGAUCCAGAACCGUUCCACUACUUUGUCUCUGGUGGAGCUGGUUGCGGUAAGUCCCACGUCAUCAAGUGCAUUCAUGAGGAAGCAACGAGGAUUCUGCGGCAGCUCCCGAGAUUCCGGGACGCAGCUGACAUGUCCCAGCCCACUGUCCUUCUGACUGCCUUCACGGGCACGGCAGCCUUUAACAUCGCGGGCAAAACGUUGCACUCUGUCCUUAAGCUUCCCAGGUCCCUGGAACCGCCGUACCAGGGCCUGGGCAAUGCACUUGAUGAACUUCGAGCAACUUUGUCUUCGGUGGAAAUUCUCAUCAUCGAUGAGAUUUCCAUGGUUUCCAAGAAGCUGUUUGCCUACGUCAACUGGCGAUUCCAGCAGCUCAAAGGAAACCGAAGACCUUUUGGCGGCAUUUCCGUUCUUGCAGUCGGCGACUUUUACCAGCUGCCGCCGCUGGGCAGGGCCAAGCCGCUCUGUGUCUACGAGGAGACAGAGUUCGAUCUCUGGAGAGAGCGCUUCACCAUGGUCAACCUCACUGAGAUCAUGCGCCAGAAGGAUGACCGAGCGUUCGCCGAACUCCUCAAUCGACUGCGUGUCAAGCGCAAGCAAGAUCCUCUGUGCGCUGCGGACAGAGGCUUGCUCAUGAGAGCCGUCUCUGACGGCAAAGAUUGCCCGCCAGGAACGCUGCACGUCUUUGCCACCAACAAGCAGGUAGAUGGUCACAACGCAGCCACCGUGGCCUCCCUGCUUAAAGGGGACGUCAAAAUAGCGGCCGAGGACUACAGGAAGGAUGUCGCUACCGGCAGGAAGGUGCCUGUGCCCAACAUCAAAGGCACCAAGAGAGAUUUGCCUGACAGCAUAAUGGCAGCUGAAGGAGCAAGAGUUAUGCUGAUCAGGAAUCUCAACGUGGAGGAUGGCCUUGUCAAUGGAACCUUUGGGACCAUCUCCACCAUUCUGCCUGACAGACGUGACCCUAAAGUCGUGAGCUUUCUUGGACUUAAACUGGAUAAUACCACAGCAGGACAGACUCUCCGCAAAAAGCUUCUGGGCCCCUCGGACGACUUGGUGUACGUCGAGAGAUCCGAGGAGAGCAUCGGUCGCAAGGGCGGAGUCGUGAGACGUCAGUUCCCCGUCAAGCUGGCCUUUGCGUGUACAGCCCACAAAGUUCAGGGAAUGACGGUGACGUCGGCUGUCGUGAGCCUGAAACGCAUGUUUCAGCCAGGCAUGGCGUAUGUGGCGCUUAGUCGCACCACUUCGCUUCAGGGUCUCACCAUCACCGAUUUUGAUGAGACAAAAAUCUAUGCUGACCCUGCCAUUACGACAGCUUUGGAAGACAUGCGCAGCGCGAGUUUCCAGAGUGUUACUCCGCUGUUGCACCGCUUCAACCGGACGGAGCGACCAGACGCAGAGGUGACAAUCGUCCAUCAUAACACCCAAGGGCUUCCAUCUCACAUGGUGGACCUGAAGUUGCAUCACGAACUCAGGUUGGCAGAUGUGCUUUGUCUCACCGAGACACAUCUGUCAGGGUCCUCUGUAUCCUCGUCCUUUGAUCUGGAGGGAUACACUGUGUUUCACCGCAGCAGACAGGCGUGUUACACCACGUGCAGGGACAUGGCGUCAAAGGCCGGGGGUGGAGUUGCCGUGUACUGCAGGAGCGCUCUGAUGGCGGAGGCGCCGAGCUGCAUGGGACGUGUCACAGAUCUCGAAUGUCUGGUCGUGAAGGUUGAGGUCCCAGUCAAAGUGCUAAUAGCAACUGUGUAUAGACCUCCAGAUUUUGGUUUGCAAAAGUUUCUGCCAAACCUCAACGCUCUCUUGGACACAUUGGAACUGUUGGAUCACCACCCUAUUGUUGUUUGUGGUGACUUCAAUGAAGACCUCCUUUCGAGAGGCAAAAAAAGCAUAAGAGAUGCACUUCUGUCCAGAGGCUACAACCAAUUGAUCACAGAGUCUACCACAGACAAGAACACUGUGAUUGAUCACAUUUACAUUUCCCAACCUGAGAAAUGUGUUCAGUCAGGUGUUCUCCAAACGUAUUAUAGCUAUCACAGCCCGGUCUAUUGCAUUUUGACUGGCUAAAGCCUCACCAGCCAACACUGAUUUUGUGUCACACACUCACUUUGUGACACAUCAGCGUGUUGUGCUGUCCGAUUUUACAGUUGUGUCACACGUUUUUCAUGUGGCACAUUGUUCUGCUGUGUUUUGUUCUUGGUCUGAUUUGUUCUUUGAGUUCCAGGCCUGAGGGGGUCCAGGAGGUGCAGUGGUGAGAUCAGACGUCCUCCCACAAGUCCCCUCCUCUCGGACGCCCAGUCCUUUUGGAAGUCUUCUACAGCCUCCCCAUAGGCAUGUCUCAGAAUUUGGACUUGGCUUCCUGUGGUCCAGGGAGCGGGGUGUGUAGUGUGCAGUGUCGGCCGACGGCCUGUAUAGGUCCGGUAACGGCUGUAGCUCCACAUCUGCUUCCACGACCUGCUACGACGGGACAUGCCUCAGACAACACAGAAGACCUCCAGAAGGCUGAAAGAAAAGGCUGAAUGGGACUUCACAUGAAUGUUGUAAAUAAAAAAUGUGUAGUAUAUGAAAA
Acanthochromis polyacanthus (spiny chromis) is the source of this 5452-nucleotide messenger RNA. RefSeq lists its product as uncharacterized. Gene Ontology annotation, biological process: telomere maintenance; DNA repair. Lineage: Eukaryota; Metazoa; Chordata; Actinopteri; Pomacentridae. Gene Ontology annotation, molecular function: ATP hydrolysis activity; DNA helicase activity. Bases 1 to 4950 code for a protein of 1649 amino acids. The transcript has 3 exons. The record is from RefSeq and is a predicted model, not a curated record.